Lacerta agilis (Sand lizard) is the source of this 1981-nucleotide messenger RNA. It is a transcript of the gene GATB, whose product is annotated as glutamyl-tRNA amidotransferase subunit B. Gene Ontology annotation, biological process: glutaminyl-tRNAGln biosynthesis via transamidation; mitochondrial translation. NCBI's taxonomy places the organism in Eukaryota, Metazoa, Chordata, Lepidosauria, Squamata, Lacertidae. The coding region runs from base 34 to 1680 and encodes 548 amino acids. The transcript is spliced from 13 exons. The record is from RefSeq and is a predicted model, not a curated record. Gene Ontology annotation, molecular function: glutaminyl-tRNA synthase (glutamine-hydrolyzing) activity.
GGGUCACCUGACGCCUCACAAACUCUGAGCAAAAUGGCGGCGCCCGUGAUGCGGCGCUGCCGGGUUUGGCUCGGGUCUGGGCAUCGCAGCGUCGGGAAUGUCGCCGAACUGCGCGGCUCGGAGGGUCCGGUGGCCGCUAGCGCGCUCUGCCGGAGUGCGAAAGAGGUGACAGAGAAGCAGAAACGGAAUGUUCCCUGGGCAGCAGUGGUAGGCCUGGAAAUUCAUGCACAGAUCUGCUCCAACUCAAAGCUUUUCUCCAGUUCACAAGUCCAGUUUGCAGCAGCACCUAACUCCUUAGUAUCUUUUUUUGAUGCUUCUUUACCUGGAACUCUACCUGUUCUCAACAGGAGAUGUGUAGAAGCCGCAGUGAUGACGGGCCUUGCGCUGAACUGCACCAUAAACAAGAAGUCCUUGUUUGACAGGAAACACUAUUUCUAUGCAGAUCUGCCUGCCGGCUAUCAGAUCACUCAGCAAAGGCUUCCCAUUGCUGUGAAUGGGAACUUGUCAUACAUUCUGCGCAUGGGGAAAAACCAGAAUGAAAUUGUAACCAGGAGUGUGAGGAUCAAGCAGGUACAGUUGGAGCAAGACAGUGGAAAGAGUCUUCAUGAUGAUUUAAGGAGCCAGACCCUUGUGGAUUUGAACAGGGCAGGAGUUGGCCUCAUGGAGGUUGUCAUGGAGCCCGACAUGUGCUGUGGGGAAGAGGCGGCUGCAGCAGUGAGAGAGCUUCAGCUUAUCCUGCAGGCUCUUGGGAGCAGCCAAGCAAACAUGGCAGAGGGUCAACUGAGAGUAGAUGCUAAUGUAUCCGUGCAUCACCCUGGAGAACAUCUUGGAGUGAGGACUGAAGUGAAGAAUAUCAACAGUGCCCGAUUUCUUGCCAAGGCCAUAGACUAUGAAAUACAAAGGCAAAUUGAAGAGCUGGAGAAUGGAGGAACUAUUUUGAAUGAAACCAGAGCCUUUGACUUUAAACUUGGGCGCACAAUAGCAAUGAGAGACAAAGAAGGAAAACAAGACUAUCGGUUUAUGCCGGAGCCGAACCUUCCUCCAUUGAUUCUUCGCGAUUCUAAAUCUUCGCCUGCUCACACAAGCGACCGGCAAGUGGUGAAUAUUGAUUGGCUUCGGGAGAGGCUUCCUGACCUCCCCAGUGCGAAGAGAGCAAAGCUUGUUGAAUGUUAUGGGAUUCAGCCUCAGCACAGUUUCACCUUAUUGAACGAAGAUGGAUUAGUAGAAUUUUUUGAAGCUGUGGUGAAUGCAACAAGAAUGGCUCCCAAAAAGGUCGUUGGCUGGAUUGUAAAAGAUAUUCUUGGCUAUUUAAAACAGUAUAACCUUGAAGUAAAGGAAAGUCCAGUUAGUCCUCUUCUUUUGGCCGAACUUCUGAACCUUCUGGAAAGCGGAACGAUUUCCUCCUCGGCAGCCAAGCAAGUGUUGGAAGUGAUGUGGAAGGGGGAAGGGAAGACUCCAUCUCUGAUUGUUAAAGAAGAGAAACUUGAACUGUUCCGGGAUCAGAAUGAGCUUGAGUGCAUCUGUCAGACUGUGAUGGGAGCCCAUCAGAAAGAGGUGGCAGAGAUAAAGAAGGGCAACAAAAAAAUACUGAAUAAGCUUAUUGGACAGGUUCAAAGAACAACAAGAGGAUGCUCAGACCCGGUCCUGGUGAAACAAAUACUAGAGAAGCUGCUAUCAUAGGAGCCUGCGGUGAAAAUUUCCUAUCUGAUAUUCGCUGCUGUUAUCAGAAUGGUAAUUACUUGAUACUUCUAUCUUUCACAAUCAAGCCAUUGUACUGACUUCAUUCACUGCUUGCUUACUGUAUCAAGUUAACUGCAGCCACUUUCUGCAGUUUUUCAGCUUUACUCAGGCCAUCAUCCUCUUACGUGACUGUCAAACUGGAACAUAAGGUAUGCAAAGAAAGAAUUCAAAUGGUAUAAUGUGCAAGUUUUCUGUAUGAAAGCUUCUGGUUUUGUAACAUAUAAUGAACUGUUUCUUCCAA